Racocetra persica is the source of this 147-nucleotide messenger RNA. The record is from the annotation of a GenBank genome assembly. Lineage: Eukaryota; Fungi; Glomeromycota; Glomeromycetes; Diversisporales; Gigasporaceae.
AUGACAUUAGGUUGUAAUAGAAGCAGUUACUACAGAAACAGAUUAAAUUUGACAGAGGACUCACGCCGUAGACAAACAUCUUCAAAACUUUUGAAUUGUGAAUUUGAACUUUAUGGUUCAAGAUGUAAAAAUACUUGGCACCUUGAG